Messenger RNA from Durusdinium trenchii, 1794 nucleotides. The record is from the annotation of a GenBank genome assembly. Lineage: Eukaryota; Dinophyceae; Suessiales; Symbiodiniaceae.
GUCAAAACGCACUUACGGUCCUUAGCCAAGUCUAGCUUUGGUCGGCGACCUGAAGCACUCAUGUCACAUGAGAGCUCGGCUGGUGCUGGUCUUACUGGCACACCAUUUGCACCGGAGGAUUUGCAACAAUCGGCAGCGGCAAAGAAGCAUUCAUCGCUUGCCAGCAGCGGUCGCGCUUUUGAUUCAGCCGUAUGUGCUUUUUCACUGUGUCUUCCUGUUCUUGCUGGGAGAGUCAUGUAUGCAGAUGUGGGACUUGAUGCAGGCCAGCAGCUGGUUGGAUGCGGAGAACUUCCCGCGCUGGCCAUACUCGCGUCGGUCGAAUGACCCGAGUGAACGUGGACUCUUCGUGGUUUUCUUGCGCUGGAUGGCGAUCGCCACUCCCAUCGUAACGCUCUUAACGGGAAUGGUCACCUUAGUGCAUCUCUGGUGCCAUCAUGUGAAUUACGAGAGGAAAUUUGACAAAGGUCUUCAUUGGUAUCCCUCUCACUCACACGAUCUGGCGAUGCAAGUUGUGGCCAUGCCAUUGAUUUAUGGUGUUUUCUCCCUGGACUGUGUGAUUCAAACGCUUUUGCUGAUGACGGGCCAAGCAUCCUUUGGAGAUAAAGAGCAAGAGCAUGGCCUCGGUCUCGGCCGGACGCCCUCGUCGGAAUUCUUGAAGACCUUGGACCUCAUGCGGCACCUCACAGAGGAGCGCUGCAGCACAAACUUGGAGCUGGCAGACUUAUGUGAAGCCUGGGCUUUGUACAACUUUGGGCGCUUGUGCCUUAUGCGAAUCCGUCGGCAGAUCCGUCAGGAGGUGCCUUUGUUGCGAUCCGCCUUGGCCCGCUUGGACGACGUGGAGAAACUUCUGAUCUUCCGAGACCCCGAGCACUUCCUCUUCCGACCCCUGGAAGUCACCACCGGCAUCGGUGUGAAGAUUUUCGUUUACACCUGCGCCGUAAAGUCUUUGUUCGCCUUGACGGUGACAUUUGUGGCUGACAGUUUCCACAUCAAAUUGUGCGAAAAAGCUCCAUGGCUUUGCCAUUUGCAACGAUCCAUGGAUGGCGCGGCCUUUGUGACCUCCACCAUCGCCAUCUUGAGUUUGAUUGCAAUUGAGCAUGGCUUCCAUCAGAUUUUGGAACUUGAAGGAUUCGCUCCUCUUUUGAAGUUUUUGGGAGUGAAGGUGUUGGUCACAGUAACCUUUCUGCAAAGCUUGGUGAUCAGCUUUGUGCAACAACGGGACCUCUUGAAAUCCGAUGAAGCCAAUCUUUGCAACGCGUGCCUGCUGUGUUUUGAAGUCUUCCCGUUGUCCUUGUUGACGUUGUAUGCUUGGAAGCCACGGCGGUACGAAGACUGGUACGAUGCCGAUGGUGGAUGGGGACGCGAAAAGGAAGGAGAAGUUGUCACCGUGGGUCGCCUUGCUGGAGAAGGCACGACGUUUGCUGCGACAAAGAAGAAUUCCAACAACCAAAACAGAAGAGUUCUGAACAAAAGAACUGUGUGAAGUGAAGAAUUUAGAAUAAUUCAAUCUUUUAGUACUGAUUCGAGGCGACUGGGCUGAAAACUAUGCAUUCAUUCGCGACAGUUCUUGUAGAGUCAAGGUUGAGAAUUCCAAGCUGGAAGAAAUCACGAAAAGUGCAAAGUCUGCUCCCAGCACUGCAAGCUGUACGAAAGAAACGAAAGAAGAUACGAAGGAUAUCAAUUUUCCAAAAAGGAUUAGCUCCAAAGAAGCGUCGGGCGUCAGAGCGCGACAUGACACGACUGAGCUGGUCCGCUGGAAUUCUUUUUGUGACUUGAAGCGAGUGUGGUGAAAAA